UUCAUGUUUUUAUAUUUAAUUAUAUAAUUUUGUAGUCGGUCCCAUCGCCCAUGGACCCCACACGUGGGAGUUUGGCACGAGGCUUCCCAGCACCGGCUAUAUAACUUCAUCACCUCCACCGCUCCUUUUUCGCGCUCAGGUCUCAUCUCCCAAAGAGAGAGAUUAAGAGGCAACCCUCAUUUCCUCUCUUAUUUACGGUAAUAACCCUCCACAAACUGCUCUAAUGGCGGCCUCCGUCGAUAACCGCCAAUUCCCUCGCCAUGAACCCUCCAUUAACGGCGUCGUUCGCUCAUACAAACCGCCCGCUCCUCCCCGGUCUGAUUCUCUUAACCGAACCGGGUUCUCACCCGCCUUGAAACCGGUUCCGGCCGCCGUACCGGACGACGAUGUCUCGAGUGACGAUGAGAACGAGACCCACAACAAGAACGCCGCCGAAUAUUACAUGGAGAUGAUACAGAAGUCUAACAGCGAACUGGAGCCGUCGAUCUUGGAUCAUAGGGACGAAUCAACGGCUGACAACUGGAUCGAGCGUAACCCUUCGAUGGUCCGCCUCACAGGAAAACACCCCUUCAACUCGGAGGCUCCAUUGAACCGACUCAUGCACCAUGGCUUCAUCACCCCCGUUCCGCUGCACUACGUCCGCAACCACGGCUCGGUUCCUAACUCCCAAUGGUCCGAUUGGACUGUUGAGAUCACGGGUCUUGUGAAACGACCCAUGAAACUCACCAUGGACCAGCUCAUCUCCGAGUUCCCCUCUCGUGAGUUCCCUGUAACCCUAGUUUGCGCCGGAAACCGCCGCAAGGAACAGAACAUGGUGAAGAAGUCAAAGGGCUUCAACUGGGGAGCCGCCGGAGUUUCGACCUCUGUCUGGCGGGGUGUCCCUCUCUCAGACGUCCUCCGCCGAUGCGGGAUCGCCGCAAAAAGGGCUGGAGGCUUGAACGUGUGCUUCGAAGGAGCGGAGGAUCUUCCCGGAGCCGCCGGAAGUGGAGGAUCCAAGUACGGGACGAGCAUCAAGAAGGAAUUCGCCAUGGAUUCUUCGAGAGACAUCAUAUUGGCGUACAUGCAGAACGGUCAGCUCCUGACACCGGAUCAUGGGUACCCGGUUCGGGUGAUAAUACCGGGUUUCAUCGGAGGGAGGAUGGUGAAGUGGUUGAAACGGAUCAUCGUCACAACCCAGGAAUCCGACAAUUACUAUCAUUACAAGGACAACCGGGUUUUGCCCUCCCACGUCGACGCCGAACUCGCCGACGCUGAAGCUUGGUGGUACAAACCAGAGUAUAUCAUCAACGAGCUGAACAUAAACUCGGUCAUUACGACGCCGUGUCAUGAAGAGAUUCUCCCCAUCAACGCUUUCACCAGCCAAAGGCCCUACACCUUGAAGGGCUACGCAUAUUCCGGGGGUGGGAAGAAGGUGACACGUGUCGAGGUGACAAUGGACGGUGGUGAGACGUGGCAAGUGUGCGCGCUGGACCAUCCGGAGAGACCAAGCAAGUACGGAAAAUACUGGUGCUGGUGCUUCUGGUCUCUCGAGGUCGAGGUCUUGGACCUGCUUGGUGCCAAGGAGAUCGCUGUCCGCGCCUGGGAUGAGACCCUCAAUACUCAGCCGGAGAAGAUGAUCUGGAAUCUCAUGGGGAUGAUGAACAACUGCUGGUUCAGGGUGAAGACGAACGUUUGCAAGCCGCACAAGGGCGAGAUCGGUAUCGUUUUCGAGCACCCGACUUUGCCUGGAAACGAGGGCGGAGGCUGGAUGGCGAAGGAGCGUCACCUCGAGAAAUCCUCCGAGGCUCCUCCUUCCCUCAAGAAAUCCGUCUCUUCCCCGUUCAUGAACACUGCUUCCAAAAUGUUCUCCAUGUCUGAAGUCAAGAAGCAUAACUCGGCUGAGUCUUGCUGGAUCAUCGUCCACGGACACGUCUAUGACUGUACUAGGUUCUUGAAGGAUCAUCCGGGCGGUUCGGAUUCGAUCUUGAUCAAUGCAGGGUCGGAUUGUACGGAGGAGUUCGAUGCCAUUCACUCGGACAAGGCCAAGAAGAUGUUGGAAGAUUACCGGAUCGGGGAAUUGAUCACGACCGGUUAUUCGUCUGACUCGUCCUCGCCCAACAACUCGGUUCACGGUGCCUCGAACACGUUAUCGCUUUUGGCUCCGAUCAGAGAGACGGCUCCGGUUCGGAACGUGGCUCUGGUUAAUCCCCGGGUUAAAGUCCCGGUCAAACUCGUCGAAAAGACCUCGAUCUCGCACGAUGUUCGCCUGUUCCGGUUUGCCUUUCCGGCUCAGGACAUGGUUCUCGGUUUACCAGUCGGUAAACAUAUCUUCUUGUGUGCCAACAUUGACGACAAGCUUUGCCUUAGAGCUUACACUCCAACGAGCACCGUUGAUGUGGUCGGAUACUUUGAUCUAGUGGUCAAGAUUUACUUCGGUGGAGUCCAUCCGAGAUUCCCCAACGGUGGGCUCAUGUCGCAGUAUCUAGACUCGUUGUCGGUGGGAUCCACUUUGGAGAUCAAGGGACCAUUGGGUCACAUUGAGUAUCUCGGCAAGGGGGAUUUCAUGGUUCACGGUAAACCGAGGACGGCUAAGAAAUUGGCGAUGUUGGCUGGUGGAACCGGUAUAACCCCUGUUUACCAAAUUAUGCAAGCGGUUCUCAAGGAUCCCGAGGAUGAUACCGAGAUGUACGUGGUUUACGCUAAUCGGACCGAGGACGAUAUUCUUCUGAGGGAGGAAUUGGAUGAUUGGUCCAAGAAGUAUCCGAAUCGGGUAAAGAUUUGGUACGUUGUGGAAUCGGCCAAAGAUGGAUGGGAAUAUAGUACCGGAUUCAUUACCGAGGCGAUUCUCCGGGAGCAUAUUCCCGAUGGAUCGGGCGGUUUAGCUCUCGCCUUGGCUUGUGGACCACCGCCGAUGAUCCAAUUCGCGGUCCAACCGAACUUGGAGAAGAUGAAUUACAAUACCAAGGAGGAUCUGUUGAUCUUCUGAAACCGGAGACUCUCACUUGAAGUUUCGGAGCAAAAGAGAGGGUUUCAGAACAAGAGGUUGUCAGAUCAUAUGAUUAGUAUUAUAGAUCAAAUAAAUUAGAUAGAUUUGUUUUUGUAUAUAUGUUCUUUUUUUUUAUUGUCAUAUUCUCUUCGAAAUAAUGUCAUAUGUAUGGUUUGAUGUCAUUUUCCUUCCUUGCAAGUUGAAGGAGAACCAAAAUGUUUUGUGUACAGUAUUUCUUUUCCCUGUCUGAAUCCGACAAAGGUUUUUUAUUUUUAA
Messenger RNA from Tarenaya hassleriana, 3241 nucleotides. RefSeq names its product nitrate reductase [NADH] 2. NCBI's taxonomy places the organism in Eukaryota, Viridiplantae, Streptophyta, Magnoliopsida, Brassicales, Cleomaceae. Gene Ontology annotation, molecular function: molybdopterin cofactor binding; nitrate reductase (NADPH) activity; molybdenum ion binding. The record is from RefSeq and is a predicted model, not a curated record. Gene Ontology annotation, biological process: nitrate assimilation; nitric oxide biosynthetic process. The coding region runs from base 224 to 2965 and encodes 913 amino acids. The transcript is spliced from 4 exons.